AAUUAUAAAGUGUAAACAAGUGACCAAUCAGUGACACUAAGAGAAAGGACCGUUGUAUCAAAACAACAUGGCAGUCUACAAUAAACAAUCAAACAUAAUUUACAAUAUGUUUGUCCUGGCUUUUUGUUGCAUAACGAUGCUUAUCGUUUCUGUAGACAGUGCUAUAUUUUCAAUUAAAAAUAAACAUUCUCAACGUCCAAAGUUGUAUUCAGUUGGUCUAGACGUGACAUAUGACUCAUUUUUAAAUGGAAAAAAAAUAGAUCAAGAUCUUCAAAGUGAAAGUCUAGGAGUAGUAGUAGGAGCAGGAGAUAGAUUUAGAUCUAGUAAUAACCUGAAAAGUAAUGUUAAUUCCAUGACUCAGACUGCGCCUGAUUGGUAUCAUCGUUCUAAGAGAAAUCCUACUCUAUCUCACGCUGAAAUAAUUAAAGAAAGAGUUGUUUUGAAUGGUACAGAAAAAUCAACACAAGCUUUCAUUCACUGGGUUGGGAAAGGCACCAGUGAGCGUAUCUUUGUGCUUACAUGUAAAAUUGACUAUAAAAAUAGAAUCUCUCUUGUGGAGCACAGUCAGCUCUGGAGAUCUGAUGAUUAUGGCUCAUCCUUUAAAGUUAUGAGUUUUGGACCAGAUACACGUAUUUCUUAUAUGUAUCCAUUUCCAACUGAUUCCUCAAAGCUCAUCUUCACAGAUGUGAUGGCUAAAAAGAUCUACACCACAGAUGAUGAGCUCAAUACUAACAAGUCAUACACAGUUGAUGUGGAGCCAGACAUUAUAGUGCCACACCCUGUGGACCCCUCAAAGUUCUUACUCUACAGCCUGACUCAAAGAAAGUUGUAUGUGUCCAUCAACUUUGGUGUUAAUGUGACCUUGUUAGCUGAGGAUGUCAUGCCUAAUUUCUUUUGGGCUGAAACUGAUAAAAUUGCAGAUAUAGUGCAUAUGGAAAUCAAAGGAGGAAUGCCAGCUCAGUCUUUGUACAAAUCCUGUGUUGUACCCAGCUGUAGUAGCAGUGAGGUCUAUGCUGAGUUAAGUGAAGUUGGUCCUUUCAUAACUGGUAGUUUGACUGUCCAAAGAGAGUUCAUCUUUGUUCAGAAAAGCAACUGGAAUGGUUCAGAGAAUUAUUUAGCUGUUUCCUAUCAGCGACAAAAAUUCAAACGUGCUUACUUCCCUGGAGAUGUAAAAACUAAUGACUUUAUUUUGUUAAACUUAGAUGCUGGGCAAGUGUUUUUGGCAGUGAACCAUGGUGACUUUGUAAAUCUGUAUCUCUCUGAUGUUACUGGCCAGUAUUUCACGCUCAGUUUGGAGAAUGUUUCUCAUACCAUUCGACUGAAUUGGUUUGAAGUUGAUUUCUAUGAGGUUGAAGGAAUGAAGUGGACUUUCUUAGUGAAUAAACAAAUCUCAACAAAAUCUGGCAUGAAAUCUAAAACAUACAUUUCUUAUGAUAAAGGGGGCAACUGGGCUCCACUAGUAGUCAACCAAACUUGCAAAAAUGCUGAAGAAUGUGGUCUGCAGCUUCAGUUCAUGCAGGCAGGCUUCUUAAACUCCAUUUAUUCUGAGAGUAAUGCUGUAGGAGUUAUAAUUGCUCAUGGUUUUACUGGCAACUCAUCACUAGAACUUCCCUCUGUAUUCACUUCUACCAAUGGGGGAGCCAAUUGGAUUCAAGCUACUAUAGAUAAGAAACCUCUUAAUGGUAUUUUCCGCUUCAACUUAAUGGAUCAAGGAGGCAUUCUGACUGCUAUUUCUGAUGGUCUUCUCUCUGGAUCUAAUAGUACAACAGUAUAUUAUUCUCUUGACCAAGGCUACACCUGGCAGAGUGAACAAUUUGAUAAAGAAAAUUUGAUUGUGAAAGGAGUCUUGACAGAACCAGGUAUCACCACCAUGGUUGAGAGUGUAUUUGGACAUGAAAUGAAAGAGAAACCAUGGACAUUAAUCAAGUUAAAUUUCUCACAGUUGCUGCCUAAAAAAUGUGAAGACAAAGAUUAUAUUGAUUGGAUUCCAAAGGAUUAUAAUUCAGUGAACACCAGCUGUUUAUUGGGUAGUGUUGUUCAUUAUAGAAGACGGAACUCUUCUGCUCUGUGCUAUAGUGGAGGCACUUCAGGCACCACCAAAGAAAACAAAAGUUGUGUGUGCACACAGGAAGACUAUGAAUGUGACUUUGGCUUUGAAAAAGUUGGUGAUACCUGCAAUAAGUCUAAAUGGUGGAAUGAUUAUUAUUUGCCAAGUGAAUGUGAGGUCAAUGACACUUAUCAUGAAACCAAUGGUUACAGAAAAAUACCCACAGACAGUUGUGUUGAAAGUGGCAUCAGUUCAAAAUAUGAAAGAAAAGUGAAGCCAUGCCCAGUCAUUGCUCCUUUAAGAUUGUCCAUCAUUUCAGAAGCAGUGAAUGUCCAAGCUGGGAUGGAAGUUACAUUUCAUCUGGAGCAAGCAGGAGGUUCUACUCGUGAAACAAACUACACUUGGAACUUCAAUGACUCUAGUCCCUCUAAAGAGGACAUAGGAUUCAAUAAUGCAUCUAUGAAAAAACAUAUUUUCCACAAGUCUGGCCACUACAUGGUAUCUGUGACAGCUGUGAAUGUGAAAGGCAAUACAACAGCAGUGGCUCAUGUACAUGUACAAGAGCCAAUAGCCAAUGCUUACAUUGUUGCACCUUGGGCAUGUGUGGUCAAAAUGCAGGUGACAUUUAGCAUAGUUGUGGCUUCACAUGCCCGACUGGUAGAUUCUAACAGUGACCACAUGCAUUAUAUUUGGAGAUUUGGUGAUGAGCCCAUUAACAGUUUACCAACCUUGACAUGGAACAGUACAUUAUCUCAUGCAUACAAUACAUCUGGACUCUACAAACUUACAUUGGAAGCUGUAAAUGCCAUUUCAUCACUUUACAAGGAGGUAGUGAUACAAAUCUUUGAUAAGGCUAAAAUUCUAAUUCUGAAGUUCAGUGAGAAUGUGUCUAUGUAUAAUUUGAGUCAACCAUUAAUAGGCCAGUUGUUUACUCAAAGAAUUAGGCAACAAUUGGCUGAGGAUGUUGGAGUAAAUAUGAACCGGUUGGAAGCUGUUCUGGUUAGUGUGGAUCCAGUUCUAGUUCACCUGUACAUUUUCCAGUCAAACGAAGACAGUGAAUUCAAUAUGACACAGAUCAAAACAUUUGUAUUAGAUAAGAUAAGUCAAGGAGUUUUGGGUGUCAACAUUUUAGGGAGAACUUAUGACACUGAUAACAUUAUCCAGAUUGUUUCUGCCACUGAACUCACAACUGAUGAAGACAACCCAUCUCCCAAUAGUGGCAUGAACCUGAAGGCUUUAUUUAUUGCUGCCCCAAUACUGGUGCUUGCUGUCAUUGUAUCUGGUGUGUCCUUUAUGUACUGUAGAAAGAAAAUGAGCAGUCUUCGACAGUACAAUCUUCUCAAUAAUCAUGAUGAUACUGAUGCAAUGCUUGAUGAUGAUGAGGCUCCACUUGAUUUAAAUGCUGAUUUUGGAAUCCGUGAAAGUUCUAGAGAUGAUCAUCUCUUGGAAAGUAGUGGUGGCAGUCACCUUGUAAUGGUCACUGGAAAUUCCUCUGACCAUUCUGUGAAUUGUUAAAUUAAAAAAAAAAAACUUCUGUGAAAAAGGGGCCAUGAAAACCAUAAGACAUUAAAAUAAUGUUGUUGUUUUUUUUGUUUUUUUAAUAUGGUAUUAAAUUAUACAUUAUUUUUGAUGCAUUACUAUCUUUAUAUGAACUGUUGAGCUCAUUAAAAAACUAAAUACUCCCAUGUUUGAGUAUUUCAUUCAUUGUAACAUUGUCUUCUUCACAUAUAAACUUUUUACUUUUGUAUUUUAUACUUUUUUUUUCACCUGUCCCAUUGUCUGGUGAGGCAAAACAUAUCAUUAAAUGUUUUUAAAAUAUAUGAUAAAUACCAGCAUAAGGCUACAUUAUAAGGUGUCAAACACCUAAAACAAGAUAGUAUGAAGCUAAUGUUGAUUUGAUGAAAGGCAUACUUCAUACCAAAAGUCAAAUUAACUUUGAUGCAUUUGUUCACAGAAAAUUCUCUAGCAUUUAUUUGUGUCCCAACAGUUUAAUGAGCUUGGCUGUUAACAAAUACAGCAGCGAGCUUAUUUGGAUGACCAAGUUUAAAGUUAUUUAACAUUUUUUAUGCAUUUGAAAUAAUGAUGAAAUAAACUUACCUACACUGUAAUAUCUAUAUGUAUACACUCCAUUUAUUUCAUAAAUUUUCUUUUAUUUCUCUGGAGCUUGACUUUGUGUAGCUUAUCCUCACGCUUUACUUGUUUAGUAAUAAUGUAUUGCUCAUAAAGAAAUUGUACUCUCAUUCUGAUCUAAAGGCUUUACAUGUUAUUGUUUUCUUUUUAGACUGAAAUGAUACACUUACAGUAAAUAAAACAAGCUAUAUGCUCAAAGCGGAUCAUCAGUUAGUCAAAUACUUUUUUGGGGACUUAAAUAUUAAGAGAUGGGUGUACCACAAAAUUUUAAUUCAGCUUUACUUUUUUUAUAAUAAUAUUCUGUCAAAUUUAUAUACCAGUAUUAAAGUUUCAAAUGGGGAAAAUUAAACUGAUGAAAUAAUUUUAUUUUCACAGAACUUACAAAAUGAUUGAUUUUAAAGGAUACUUUAUAUAAGUUCACUAUGUACGACUCAUUUUUGUGCAUCGUGCAAAUUGGGAACAAGUUCAUUUCUCUAAUUAGUUUAUUACUUAUAAUUUGCCUGACUAAAGACAUCAUUAAAAUAAACAUCUUUUGUAUUGUAGUAUUAUUUUAUAGUAAACAAGAAAAAGGACAUAUAGUACAUUUUUUUUUCUAUCAGCAUUUACUUGUUAGUCAUUGUGUGGGCAUUUUAUAUGUGUGUUAAUUUGUGUUUAAUCUGUACAAGCUCUCAUGUCUUGUGGUGAACAUCUUUCAGGGGAAAUUGCCUGCACAUAUUUUCAGAAUAAUCUUUUUAGACCCCAAUUGAAUCUCAUGUUGCCAAUUGUAUGAUUCCUAGCAUUCAAUUCCUUCCCCCAUGUUUAGUCUUUGCUUUAAUGACUAUUAUAAUGUCUGUGCUACAAAUCGUAAAAAAUACAUUACUGCUGAAUGUCUUUCAUUGCUGAUGUGAUUAAAAUGUUACCCACAUUG
This is a messenger RNA of Biomphalaria glabrata, 5084 nucleotides long. RefSeq names its product VPS10 domain-containing receptor SorCS1-like. Bases 68 to 3562 code for a protein of 1164 amino acids. Gene Ontology annotation, cellular component: membrane; Golgi apparatus. Lineage: Eukaryota; Metazoa; Mollusca; Gastropoda; Planorbidae. Gene Ontology annotation, biological process: post-Golgi vesicle-mediated transport. The transcript is spliced from 26 exons. The record is from RefSeq and is a predicted model, not a curated record.